CGUCGCAGACGCCGACCGCUCGUCUCGUAGUCGGUUGCGUAGCGAUAGUUUUUCUCGCGUCGCGCGUCAGUCGCGUCACAGGGUGAGAUCGCGCGGAAGCGAAGGUUGCGCCCGUGACCGCGCCCGCCCGCCGCCGCCGAUAACGGCCACCCGCCGCAGUCGCGCAGUAUCGCGCCGCGCUCGCUGAUCCUCGGAGCUCGACCCCCGCGCGGAGCCCGCUCGCAGCCUGGAGCACGAGGACCCUGUGUAGUGAUGUGUCCGCGUCCAUGCCGCCGAUGAUGUGUGGGCGGCAAGUGAGUGAAGUGAGAGUAUGCGCGCGAGGUGACGCCAGGCCCCGGCCGACGCGACCGUAGCCCGACAUGUGGACACUGCUGCUGCCGCUGCUGGCGGUGGUGGCGCUCGCCUCAGGGGCUGCCUUCACUCCCGACAGGGACUUACUUGAGUGUGCGAGCCAGAUCCUGUACAUGGACCAGCAUGUAUACGAUAUUCCAAAAAGCUACAACAGAAACAUUCCACCCGAUAAAAACACGACAGUUUACGUUGGAGUAAAUGUCAAUCGGGUCUCUGGAGUUGAUGAGAACAAAGAGGAGAUAACACUAGACGUGUUCCUGCAAGUGUCAUGGGCAGACAGCAGGCUGCACGUGCCACCAAACAUGCCCUUCAUCGACCUGCCGUGGGAGUUCCGCGCCCUGAUCUGGACACCAGACCUCUACAUCUGGCAGCUCCAGACUAUGCGAAUACUCUCCGUCCUCCAGGAGAUGGCGUCCCUGCGCCUUUACUCCAACCGCACCGUCUCAGUCAGUAUUGGUGCGACAAUAACAAUCAAGUGCGAGAUGGACUUUGUUCUCUAUCCCUUGGACGUGCAGAACUGCGCCAUCGACUUCAGCAGUUACAAAUACACGACGCAAGACGUGCGCUUCGAGUGGCGCGAGGUCGCGCCGUGGCUGGGCAUCGGCCCCGUGGGCAGCGAGCAGCGCAGCCAGUUCCGUCUGCCCAAAUAUGUGGUCACCUUCGUCACGGACAAAAGUAAUCAUAUUCGCAAUUUUGGUGAAGGGGAGCACUCGGCAGCGCGGCUACAGAUCAAGUUGUCUCGGGAGCUGCGCAGCUAUCUACUGGAGAGCUACCUGCCGUCCUCACUGUUCGUCAUCAUCUCGUGGGGCAGCUUCUGCGUCAUCCCGGAGAUAGUGCCCGGCCGCAUGGUGCUGCUCGUCACCACACUGCUCUCUCUCGUCACCAUGUUCGAUACAGUCAGCACAAAUUCGCCAGACGCGCUUGAGCUGAAGUGUAUCGAGGUGUGGUUAAUAUCGUGCACGAUAUUCGUGUUCCUGGCGCUCAUGGAGUACUUUGUAGUGCUGUUCGGUAUCCGUUACGACAAGAGUUGGAGUCGACGGCGAGCAGACCUGCGCCGAGCUGCAUCCGCCGCGCAGCUUGCGCCGCCGCCUCUACACAUCAACCACUCGCAGAGGCUGAGCACGCCGGUGACCGGCACGCCCCAGGGCGGGAUGUUCUCGCCAACGUUGAGCGUCGAGGAUGACGGCUUCAAGCAACAGAUGGAACACCAAACCAUUCAGAGGGACUCCCCGAUACUGGAGUCGAUGCCGUCGGGCGGCGGCGGGCCGAGCGGCGCGGUGGCGCGGCUGCGGCAGGCGGUGGACCGCGCCGUCAUGUUCUGCGGCGCGCAGCACGGCGCGCUCGACAAGUUCGCGCUCAUGGUGUUCCCUAUGUGCUUCUGUCUAUUUACCGUCAUAUACUGGACCACAUACCUCAGUGAGGCGCACCGCGCCUCGCGGCUCAAGUGACCAUACAAGUGACAAGUUCUCGCACGGUUACAUCACCAACUUGUGAUUACAGUGCCUAUGCAGACGUUGUGACGUUGUUGUACAUAUUAGACGAAUUACUAGUCAAAUUAUAAAUAUAAACGUGUGACCCUCUAUUUGUAAGUCAAAGCCUUUAAAUACAUAAUGAACAAUGUUGAACAUUGUAGCGCGAUGUCGAGGUUGUUCGUGAGCGAAAAUGCAAUUGUUAAAAGUUCCAUUGAAGUUUGUUCAUAGUGUUCUUAAAAUUAGAGCUGUAAAUGUGCCUUGUAAAAAUACGGUUUCAAUUUUAUAAGAUUGAGUACUGUGACGCUAGCAAAUUCUAAAAUUAUUAGAUAUCUUAGAAAUGCUCAGAAUAAAGAAAUCAUUUCGUGAGAUUUAAAAUCGUAUAGCACAAUAUGAAAAGGAAAGAUAUCGUUAUGUACGUAAGCGGGCAGCAUGGGGACCACAGUUAAGCUCAAUAGUACAAAACUAUUAUAAGAAUAAUGCCUUUUCUGACUCGGGUGCCUUUUGCCUUGUGUUUUUCCAACGAAUUUUGAUGAAGAUAAUUUUCUAUCUACUUAUACUCGAAUUACUCGGAACAAAUGUCUUAUGCAACGAAUACACGUAACAUGGAGUGUUUCUAUACUGCUUAUCUAUUGCGUCUCCUAAAUACUUAUACUUAAUAGUUAGUUUCUAUAUACCUUAUCUUGUUUUCGUUUCUUUAGCCAUAACUUUGUAAUUAUAAAUACUUGUUUUCUUUUUAUUUUUUGAAGCCAUUUUCCGUAUAAAGUAGAUCAUGUCUGUAAUUGAUCCCAAACUCGUAAAUGGCAUUUAGACAAAUGCCUACCGGUAGGUGUACAUUGUAAUAUAAUGUAUCGUAAGUCUAGCAAGUAAAUAUUUAUUGACUAAGGCCUGAAGAUAAUACCGAUAUCAUAGAGAUCGUAGUGCUCAUUUAGUUGUAUUAACUUAUUAUAAAUUAGCUUAUAGGUUGUCAUUCUAAGAUAAUUUUAUACCUUACACAUGUCUAGGGAUUCAUUUAAUGAAGCAGUAAUUCGGUAAAAUUAUUAGAUAUUAUUCAAAAGUGUGUACUACUUUUACUGAAAUUGUACCUAAAUGCGAAAACUAUCAGUAUGCAGCCAUCAUAUAUCCUGUAUAUUAUAAGUAUUACUUUGGUACUAAGUACUUAAUAUCCGCAGUUACAAACACUACUAACGAACGACUAAACAUGGUCACAUUUUGAUUGACUUUUAAUAUUCAAUAACGUUUUAAUUGCUCCCCAUAAUUAAAUAAGUAUACGACAUACUUUCCGAUCACACAUAUCAGCAAGCGAAAUAGCUUAAUUAGUUACGCAUUCGUUUAAUCCAAUGUCUAUCCUAUCUACAGACACAGCAGUAUGUAGAAUUACUUACGCUUCGAAGCUUCAAGAUGUGACAAAUUUUUAUUAUCAAAGUGUGGCCAAUCCAUUAAAUAGGUUCGAAAAAAAUAUUUUAUAUAAUUUGUUCUAUCCAUCUAGUCUCAUGCGGAAAUAAUAAAUGUAUUGCAUGCGUCAUUGUUUCUUUUCCUUCAUUUUUACCGAUUAAAUCGUAGCACAAAUCUGUUUUACGCACAAAGAGUUUCAUCUAAUCAUUUUAUUCUUGUUCCCAUUGAAGUUGUAAGUUAAAUUUACUAAGUACUUAUAGUUUAAGGACGAAGCAUCGUGUGAUAAUAAGAUGAAUCAUUAUUUAUAAUCGGUUUGUUAUCGUUUUUUCAUACCGCCACGGAUGUGUACGUAUAAUCCACGGAAUGACGUUUUUCUGCUGAAUAGAUGGCGCUACUGAAUCGUUGAGUCCUGUUCGUCUUUCGAUCGAUGUGAAAUGUUUUGUAAACAAAGCAAGAUGGGAUUACAUCUAGCUAAACCAAAACAGCACUUUUCUGUUUAUCUCUUUGCUUAUCAUUCAGAACUAUCACUAAAUAGUCGGAAUUUGAAGAAAACAGUUUGUAAGGCCUUAUGCUUUAUUUACAAAACAUUUUACAUCGAAACCACUGUUAAAAAAUGUGGAUGGACUAAUGGUUUGAUACUAUAUUUUGGGUUAUCGCCGCUAGGAAGUAUUAACUUACUAUCAAAAGUAUUAUUGUACUCGACAGACGGCGUUAAUGUAGCGUGAGCUCCCAUUUUGUCCAAUCAUGGCAGCUGUCAAAAAAUGCUUGUCCAAUGGUAUGAAACUAGGAAAUUCUCUCUCUAUGAAACUGACCUCAAGACACGUUAGCACCAUCUACUGAGCACAAAUUGUAGUAAAAAUUGUGUAAUCAAGAAGUUAACGAAACUUUCUAGUUAAGCUAAACACGAAUUUAAAUUUGAAAUCAUUUAUUUUCGAAUGUUAUGUUUAAAGAUACAGGUCUAAAUAUUUAAGCAUAAAUUGUGAAGAUCCGAAAUAUUUACAAAAUAUGUUACAUACCAAUAAUUCAAUGUUCACACAUCGUGCAAACCGUGGCGGAUAACGUACGAAGCUACGUCAAAAUAUCAAAUAAGUCCAAUUUAGUAUUAACUUCUUCACCUACUGAACAAAUUUGUGCCUUUUCAGUCAUUUACUUGCCUAAAUUAAGACAUAGGGUUACGCUUGUGAUUCAUAUCUGUUAUCUAAACAAAACUGUGGGAAGGCAGUAUUAAAAACCUUACAAAAAUCUUAGGCAAUACAUAAUUAUAAUAAAAUUAAGUGAAUAAUAAAAAAAUAAUGAA
Messenger RNA from Spodoptera litura, 4512 nucleotides. Its product is annotated as glycine receptor subunit alpha-2. Gene Ontology annotation, cellular component: membrane. Lineage: Eukaryota; Metazoa; Arthropoda; Insecta; Lepidoptera; Noctuidae. Gene Ontology annotation, molecular function: transmembrane signaling receptor activity; extracellular ligand-gated monoatomic ion channel activity. Gene Ontology annotation, biological process: monoatomic ion transmembrane transport. The record is from RefSeq and is a predicted model, not a curated record.